Messenger RNA from Aethina tumida (small hive beetle), 1645 nucleotides. RefSeq names its product alpha-(1,3)-fucosyltransferase 7. The coding region runs from base 16 to 1386 and encodes 456 amino acids. Gene Ontology annotation, molecular function: alpha-(1->3)-fucosyltransferase activity. Gene Ontology annotation, cellular component: membrane. The transcript has 5 exons. NCBI's taxonomy places the organism in Eukaryota, Metazoa, Arthropoda, Insecta, Coleoptera, Nitidulidae. The record is from RefSeq and is a predicted model, not a curated record.
UUUACUCAAUUAAACAUGAUACAAUACAUUCAUAGUGUCAAAAGGAAAUGCAUUUUCCUUUCAGUGUUAAUGUUCGCAGGACUGCUGUACUUUUAUGUGACAAGUAACCCGAGUCGUGCAUAUUUAAUCAAUUUCAAUAACGAACAAAUAAAAGUUUUAAAAGCUGAGCCACCAAAAGUAAGCACCACUAAAUUUCCUUCUAGUACUACAACAACCAGUAGAAGUAGUAUCACAACGAGCAAAACAGUAUACAACCAAGAAAUCAACAAACGCCUCGAGGAAUGGUGGAAUGAACGCGUGAAACUGAGGUCGAACAUGUCGGAGUUGGGAAGAAUACUAUUCCUUAACGAACCUCCACCAAAACCAUCCGACAAGAACUUUACAAUCCUGAUAUGGAAAUACGGGCCCGCAAUCGCCUAUCGUCACAUCCAACAGUUUACUAACGUUGACCACGAUCCGUUCGAACACUGUUCGACCAAGAACUGCAGAAUAACGUAUAAAGACGAGGAACUUACCACCGCGGAUAUGGUUGUUUUCCAGAUGCAUGAGAUGGAAGGAACGAGGGACCUCCCUAAAAAUAUCCAACAACGCAAUCCUGAUCAAAUAUGGACGUUUUUGACCGACGAGAGUCCGUAUCAUACUUUCUCAAAACGUUUCUCGUACCACCUCAAUUCUUUCGAUGGUGUAUUUAACUGGUCCAUGACCUACAGGAUGGAUGCGGAAAUCCCGGUGCCAUACGGGAGGACGUUUAUAAAGGAGGCAAUCGAAGGCGUGCCUGUUAACGUGACGAAAAGGAGGGACGUACUCGUGGCUGUCAUGGGUUCAAAUUGUGGCGGACAGAACCACCGAUGGGAUUACGUCAAAAAGCUGUCCAAAUUUAUACGCGUCGAUGUUUACGGAGAUUGUGGAAAAGAACUUAAAAAUGGUUGUCCUGGGCAUAUUUCAGCUGACUGUACUAAAUUAAAUGAAUACAUGUUUUAUUUGGCGUUUGAAAAUUCCAACUGUGACGAAUACAUAACGGAAAAAGUAUGGUGGAACUCGCUGAGUAAAUUUACAAUACCGAUUGUUAUGGGUGGUUCAAAAAAAAGUUACGACAGGACUUUGCCCCUUGAUUCGUACAUCACAACUGAGGACUUUAGUACACCUGAAGAUUUAGCUAAAUUUGUAAAACAAUUAAACGUAACUGGAGAAUACGUAAAAUAUCACCAGUGGAGGAAGUACUUCAGAAUAGAAAACGAACAUGCUUAUUUCAAAACCAGGGGAGUGCAUUAUUGUAGGAUUUGUGAAGCUCUAAACUACAACAAACGAGAGAGAAAAACUUACAAUAAAUUGGAUGAUUAUUGGAGUAUUAGACGUGAUUGUCAUGGAUCUAUGGUAAUAAUCUAAAAGUGGAAUGAUUUUAAAGAAGUUUUAUGUAUAUAAUAGCAAGAACUGACCAGAUCAUGUCAAGUUAUUUAUUUUACCCUACAUAUACUAAUCACAUAGUUUUUAUAAUUUAUAUAAAUGAGUUCAGUAAGUCACAUUUCUUAUCACGGGUGGUGUUAGAGACUACCCUCUAAUUUACCCUCAACUGUUUACAUUGAUGACUGAAAAAUAGUCCCAAGUUUUAACUAAUUUUAUAGAACCACUAACGGGAAUAGAGAAU